Aegilops tauschii subsp. strangulata is the source of this 735-nucleotide messenger RNA. The record is from RefSeq and is a predicted model, not a curated record. NCBI's taxonomy places the organism in Eukaryota, Viridiplantae, Streptophyta, Magnoliopsida, Poales, Poaceae.
AUGUCUACACCACCACCCAACCCGCCGCUGCCCGUCACCACCGUGCCGCUACCCGUCACCACCGCGCCGCUGCCUCUCUCCACCGCGCCGCUGCCUCUCCCCACCGCGCCGCUGGACUCCACCGCCGGCGCCUCCACCGGCCAGACGCCGCCACCCUCAACCGCGCCGCCCGUUGCCGUCUACUCGCCGGCGGAGAUGACCGGAUCCUCAACGACCUCGUCACCGCCGUCCACGGCAUACGCCUCUACCUGGCCGGGCCCUACGGGGCAGCCGCCACCCUUGCAGCCGACUGCCGCGACCGGGCCAUUCGCCCUGCCCUGGUACGCGGCCACCACGGCGCCGAUCAGGCCUCUAUACCACCACUGGCCCGGUCAGCCGCCGCCCGCCGUCGGCCCCCAUUGGCCGCAGUGGCCGGCUCCGGCGAUCGCCGCGCCCCCGAUGCCUCCCGGGUCCAGGCAGCCGCAGCCCCAGCUGCUGGCCCCACCGCCGCCCGCUGCUGCGCCUCAAUGGCCACAGUGGCCGGCCCCGGCCCUCGCGGCACCCCCCACGCCACCCGGGUCCGUGCCGCCGCAGCCGCAGCUGCGGGCCCCGCCACCGCCCAGCAAGGGGCCCGGGUCACCCUCGCAGGGAGGCGUACCGAUCCAGCAAGUGCGCUUCCCGCCGUCGCCGUCCCCAAUACCGGCCUGGCUAACCGGAUCCUCGUCGCCACCCGUCUACACGUCAGCUGGAGUGUAA